AUGACCAAGAAGAGAAGGAACGGCCGUGCCCAGAAGGGCAGGAGCCAUGUCCAACCUAUCCGCUGCACAAACUGUGCUCACUGCGUCCCGAAGGACAAGGCCAUUAAACAGUUUGUCAUCGGAAACACUGUUGAAGCAGCUGCAGUCCGCGAUAUCUCUGAAGCCCGUGUCUUUUACUCUUAUGUUCUGCCCAAGCUCUCUGUGAAACUUCAUUACUGUGUCAGCUGUGCCAUCCACAGCAAGGUGGUGAGGAAUUGUUCCUGUGAGGCCCAAAAGGAUCGUACCCCUCCACCCCGGUUCAGGCCUGCAAGUGCUGCAUCGAGACCACCACCCCCCCAAGCCUAUGUAAAGAAUUUGCCAGAGUGA
Molecule: messenger RNA, 366 nt
Organism: Sphaerodactylus townsendi
Lineage: Eukaryota; Metazoa; Chordata; Lepidosauria; Squamata; Sphaerodactylidae
Product: 40S ribosomal protein S26-like
Exons: 2
Coding region: 1-366 (121 amino acids)
Biological process (GO): translation
Cellular component (GO): cytosolic small ribosomal subunit; ribosome
Molecular function (GO): mRNA binding; structural constituent of ribosome
Source: RefSeq, a predicted model, not a curated record